Messenger RNA from Microtus ochrogaster (prairie vole), 1694 nucleotides. It is a transcript of the gene Ier2, whose product is annotated as immediate early response 2. The transcript has a single exon. Bases 114 to 956 code for a protein of 280 amino acids. The record is from RefSeq and is a predicted model, not a curated record. Lineage: Eukaryota; Metazoa; Chordata; Mammalia; Rodentia; Cricetidae.
UCUCAAGGCUCAGUGGGGGAAAUUCUUCCUUGCCGGAGUUUAAGUCCAUUCUCCUUCAAGGCGUAAAUUUAUUUCUAUUUCUUUAAGGAGUCGCUGGCCACUGGAAAGCCCGGAUGAGGCCUUCUGAUUGGGCGUGGCGUCUCGGUGACGUCAUCCGGACUAUAUUAAAAGGCUUCGGCACGCUUCCCCCGCCGGAACUUCUAGCAGUGUACCUGAUUAGUUUGGUCUCUGGGCAGCACCGCCUGUCUCACUCCAUUCCCGGCUCUCCUCUACGUUCUCGUCGAGCAAGCAUGGAAGUGCAGAAAGAAGCGCAGCGCAUCAUGACCCUGUCGGUGUGGAAGAUGUACCACUCCCGCAUGCAGCGAGGUGGCUUGCGUCUCCACCGGAGCCUACAGCUGUCCCUUGUCAUGCGCAGCGCUCGGGAGCUCUACCUCUCAGCCAAGGUAGAGCCCCACCAACCCGAGUUCCCGCCACCCGGCCGGACCCUUGACCCUCGCCUGCACCCACCGCGGGAAGCCGAAGCCGCAGUGAGAGCGGCGCCCCCCGACGCCGAACAGCCCCCGGAGCCCAUGGACACGCAAGAGGAGGUGCUGCGAGUCCAGGAGACCCCUGCGCUGUGUGACCGGUCCCCCGCCAGAGUCAGCCGCAAGCGCCGGAGCAGCAGCGACCUGAGCGACGGCGGUGACGUUGGACUGGUACCAAGCAAGAAGGCCCGUCUAGAAGAAGUGGAGAGGGAGGAGACGUCGGAGAUCGCCGAUCGCCUGCAGCUUCCUCCCGCACAAACCGAAGGUGCCUUCCCUAAUCUCGCCAGCGUCCUCCAAAGGCGCUUCUCCAGUCUCCUGAACUGUGGGCCCGCCGUUCCCCCGCCGGCGCCCCCCGCGUGUGAGGCCAAGCCAGCCUGCCGCCCGGCCGACAACAUGCUCAGCGUGCUCGUGCGAGCCGUGGUCGCCUUCUGAGGUCUCCCAGCGGCGUCACCGGAGCCGAAAACGCACACCCGAGGUCAGGGCCGGCUGGGGAAAGCCGGCGGCCCGUGAAGAAGAGCCGCGGCCCGAGCUGCCAGAGGCCCGGGGGAAGGACCGAGGAGCUGGCGGCGCGGGCGCCUUCUCCCAGACGUGCGUCCGCAAGGUGCUGUUAAAGGACUGUCCCCUCCCUGGCUGGGAGAAGGGACACCUGGAUCUUGAAUCUCAGGGUCGGACUCUCUUGGCCUGGCUGCCCUUUCAAGGCCGUUUCACUAGCCGACGCGUUUCGGCCCCUACAAGUGGCACGCUUGUGCAAGCGGCCCUGGUUGCGUCAUGGGGCAGACGCGGGUGCUUCCUGUUGCCUUGCGUGGGUGUGGGGCCUGGGAGGAGGCCAGGGUGUGGACCCGCCCUAGGGACUGGGAAGUGACUUGAGUCACCUCGCCCCCACAGGCUGCUAUGGUUGAGCCGGCCUUCUGCUGAGAGCCUGAACUGAACCGAACAAAUCUUUGUGCGGUCAGCGGAGCGUCUGGAGACCCCCGGGACUGUCAGCAUAGACUGAUCGCCCGGCGUGGAUCAGCCAGGACGACUGGUCGCAGUUGCUGUCCUCGUCGGGCAGGAAGGGAAUUUUUUCUGCCAGCGCGUUCAUGAAGUCUGUUUACCUUUCCUAUGGUGGGUUGUGUUUAACCCCCAUCUACUUGGCGUUUUACAAUGUCAGCUAGAAAAAUAAAAGAUCGU